AUGCCACCCCAGGACAGAUACAGAAGGGCAAGUGCUGAUGAGGAAUAUCUCUACAGGGAAAAUGAUAGAAUGCCUUUAAACCAAGGAAAGGUGAGAUACAAACAACAGCAACACAGCGAGAGAAAGCCAGAAGCUUGCACUCUAGAAGUCAAGGAAAUGCUAUAAAAUGAGGGAAGAAGAACAGAAGAUGAGAAAGUGCUAAAGGACAAGGAACAGCCAAAAAGUGAGACAAAUGCAAAAGAGGAAGAAAAAGCAGGAAGCCUAAAAAAGCUAGAGAAGUAUAAAACAGUUAUAGGCAAGUGCCUAGCUGAGGAUGCCAUACCAAGAAAAUCCAAAAGAAAAGCAAACAAGGGCUGUCUCAGAACCUCAAAGAGUAUUUAAUAAAAGGUCAUAUAUGAUAUCAGUUUUAGCAAUGAGGAUAUAAAAGAAUUUGACAUCAUGGCUAAGGUAAAGGAUAGCACCAGAAAAAUUAAACAG
Octodon degus (degu) is the source of this 477-nucleotide messenger RNA. RefSeq names its product transcription elongation factor A like 4 (gene Tceal4). The transcript has a single exon. Lineage: Eukaryota; Metazoa; Chordata; Mammalia; Rodentia; Octodontidae. The record is from RefSeq and is a predicted model, not a curated record. The annotation marks the transcript as partial.